Aspergillus sclerotioniger CBS 115572 is the source of this 1184-nucleotide messenger RNA. Its product is annotated as SMP-30/gluconolactonase/LRE family protein. Lineage: Eukaryota; Fungi; Ascomycota; Eurotiomycetes; Eurotiales; Aspergillaceae. The transcript is spliced from 2 exons. Bases 18 to 1049 code for a protein of 343 amino acids. The record is from RefSeq and is a predicted model, not a curated record.
GCCACCUCACCAUCGCAAUGGCUCUCAACCUCUCCUCCACCGGCCUGCAGGCCAACUACUCGCAGAUCCCUUCUGCCUUUGAGUUCUAUGACAGUCGAUUCUUGAACAUUACUGGCGCAGCACCCAAGCUGGAGGUUCUACUUGAGAACAAUGACUUUCCGUUCGCGCACGAAGCCAGCGUCUUCAUCCCGUCUACGGAUGAACUCUUCAUGACGAGCAACGCCUUCACCGACCCUGUUACGAACCAGACCACGAUCAAAAUCUCCAAGGUCUCUCUCAGCGCUAACUCUAUUACUUCGGAGGUGAUCAACAGUACCAUUCCCCUACCCAACGGGGGCGUCAACAACGGCAAUGGCAUUCUCUUCUGUGCCCAGGGUACUCUCAAUACCUCUGGCGGUCUCUUCCAAAUGUCCAUCGAGUCUCCCUACGAAUCCAAGCAGUUGGUCAGCGGAUUCUACGGUCGGGAAUUUAAUUCCCUGAAUGACGUGGUUGUCCACAGCGAUGGCUCCAUGUGGUUCACUGAUCCGAUCUACGGCUCUAGGCAGGGCAUUCGUCCUUCGCCGCAACUGCCCAACCAGGUCUACCGCUAUGAUCCUGCUACGGGCAACGUGCGUGUCGUUGCAGAUGGAUUUGGUCGUCCGAAUGGAAUCAGCUUCUCUCCGGAUGAGAAGACCUUGUAUAUCACGGAUACAGCGUAUACGGUUGGCGAUGGGACGACGGAUCCUACGAAGCCUUCAACUAUCUAUGCAUUCGACCUCACUACCUCCAACGGCGAGACCUUCCUAACCAACCGCCGCGUCUUCGCCAUGACUGAUACUGGAAUCCCCGAUGGAAUCAAAACCGAUAUGAAUGGCAACGUGUACGCCGGUUGUGGAGAUGGAAUCAACAUCUGGUCGCCUGGUGGUGUCUUGCUCGGCAAGAUUCUCAUCAAGAAUGGCGUCGCUAACUUUUCCUUUGGUCGUAAUGGGCAGAUGUUCAUUAUGAAUGAGAAUAAGUUGUGGUCUGCGCAGCUGAACUCUUUGGUUAAGGGGGCUCUUUUGAAAAUUUGAGGAUUACCUAAUGCUGUUUUUAUGCCCUUUGAAAGGAUUUGGUCAUUGAAGCCCCAUGAUGAUGUAUCUCAACGAGUCUUCAUAUUAUGUUAAUUAAUAUAGUUCAUAGUAUGAUAAAACAAACUUAAUAGGUCC